This is a messenger RNA of Fonsecaea erecta, 1485 nucleotides long. RefSeq lists its product as hypothetical. The record is from RefSeq and is a predicted model, not a curated record. Gene Ontology annotation, molecular function: metal ion binding; ATP binding. Lineage: Eukaryota; Fungi; Ascomycota; Eurotiomycetes; Chaetothyriales; Herpotrichiellaceae. The coding region runs from base 1 to 1485 and encodes 494 amino acids. The transcript has a single exon.
AUGCUUCAGGCCACGUCCUCGCUGCUGGCACACAGGGUGCAGAAUGCAUCGCUCUUGAUUCUGAGCCUUGUAUUCCUGCCCUUGGACACUUUGAUCCUCAUCGUUUCCCUCUUCAUCAGCAAAGUCAUUCCGAGCAAGGUGGAGUCGAAUCGGAACGUGGCGCUCCGCGAUGCUGAAUCCACAAGGCGCACCGUCCUGGUCACCGGAAUCGGUAUGACCAAGGGUUUAGUGUUGGCACGAUUGUUCUACGAAGCUGGCCACGAUGUUAUCGGGGCUGACUUUGAGCCUGACGGUGCGUUGGUGUGUGGGAGAGUGUCGUCGUCUCUGAAGCGGUUCUGUCGCCUCCAAAAGCCCGAUACCAGGUCCGGGGCCGCGCCGUAUAUCCAGAGCCUCCUGGACAUCGUAGUUAGGGAGAAGGUCGAGCUGUGGAUCAGUUGCUCUGGAGUGGCUUCGGCGGUGGAGGACGGAAUGGCGAAGGAGGUUGUCGAGGCAAGGACCGACUGCAAAGCUAUCCAGUUCGACGUCAAAACGACACAGACGUUGCACGAGAAGCAUUCGUUCAUGGAACAUACUAAGAGCAUCGGGCUUACGAUCCCUGAGACUCACGAGAUCACAAGCCGUGCGGCUGUUCAAAACAUCUUGCGCAAUGCCCCGCCUGGUCGCAAGUACAUUAUGAAGACGAUCGGGGUCGACGACUCGGUCCGUGGAGAUCUGACGCUGCUUCCGAAGAAGACUGACCUCGAGACGUCGGAGCACAUUGCACGGCUCAAGAUCUCGGUGGACUCACCGUGGAUACUGCAAGAAUUCAUCAAGGGCAAGGAGUACUGCACGCACUCGUUGGUCAUACGAGGCCAAGUGAAGGCCUUUGUGGCGUGUCCCUCUGCCGAACUACUCAUGCAUUACACCGCACUCCCGGCCCAGUCCGCCCUAAGCCUGGCGAUGCUGGAGUUCACAAAGGUGUACGCCGCCAAUGGCGGUGUCGACUUUACAGGCCAUCUGUCCUUUGACUUUAUGGUUCGAGAUGAGGACACGACUGACCCCAGAAACAUUGUUCUCUAUCCUAUUGAAUGCAACCCCAGGGCGCACACGGCGGUGGCGCUGUUUAACGGGACAACAGCGAUGGUGGGCGCCUAUCUAUCCGUCUUCGAAGACCCUCACGGCCAGACAGACACUACUCAGAUUGUGCGACCGCUGACGAACGACAAGUACUACUGGACGGGCCACGAUCUCGUUACCUUGGUCAUCCUCCCGGCCCUGUCCUUCCUCACUCUCUCUGGCACUUCGAUCACGGGUCUCUGGGAAGGGUACGCAACCUUCCUCAACCACCUGCUGCUCUGGAAGGACGGAACCUACGCGCUCUGGGACCCGCUGCCUUGGUGGUGGCUGUACCACGUGUACUGGCCGAUGCGGUUCUGGGGCUGCAUCCGCCAGGGGAGGAAAUGGAGUCGCGUCAACGUCAGCACGGCUAAGAUGUUUGAGUGCUGA